UGCGUCAGCAAAGAGCGGGGCUGGGGGCACCCGGUUUGAAGUCGUGCUGCUUGGGAGGACUGCCGCCUCCGCCUCGUUCUCGAACCCCCCUGCUCCCCGUCCUCGGCGGCGGCGGCGGCGAAGAGCUCCAGCCGGUCGGCGAGGCAGAUGCUCGAGAGCCCGCGCCCGACCGGCCGCUCCCCUGCGCUAGGCGGCCUGGGCGACUAGCGCGUCGGCGGCGCGGCGCGUAGCUCGCGGGCGCUCCUUCGGAACCGCCGGCGCCCGGCCAUGGCGGUCUCCAGGCUUGAUCGUCUUUUUAUCUUGCUGGAUACUGGCACUACUCCUGUGACAAGGAAAGCCGCCGCACAGCAGCUUGGAGAAGUGGUGAAGCUUCAUCCUCAUGAACUGAAUAAUUUGUUAUCUAAAGUUCUAAUAUAUUUAAGGAGUGCAAAUUGGGAUACCCGGAUUGCAGCAGGACAAGCUGUGGAAGCUAUAGUGAAAAAUGUACCCGAGUGGAAUCCAGUGCCGAGAGCCAAACAAGAACCUUCUUCAGAAAGCUGCAUGGAAGAUUCAUCUACUACAGAUCGAUUGAAUUUUGACAGAUUUGAUAUAUGCAGAUUAUUACAACAUGGUGCCUCUCUUUUGGGAUCUGCUGGUGCAGAAUUUGAAGUCCAGGAUGAAAAAUCAGGUGAAGUGGAUCCUAAAGAGAGGAUAGCACGCCAACGAAAACUGUUACAGAAGAAACUUGGCCUUAACAUGGGAGAAGCAAUUGGAAUGAGUACUGAAGAUCUCUUCAAUGAUGAAGAUUUGGAUUAUACCCCAACUUCAGCAGCCCUUGUAAACAAACAACCUACUCUCCAGGCAGCUGAAUUGAUUGAUUCAGAAUUUCGGGCAGGAAUGAGCAAUAGACAGAAGAACAAAGCUAAGAGAAUGGCCAAAUUAUUUGCGAAACAGAAAUCCAGAGAUGCAGUGGAAACGAAUGAGAAGAGCAAUGACAGCACUGAUGGGGAGCCAGAAGAAAAGAGACGGAAACUAGCGAAUGUUGUUAUUAAUCAGCCUGCAAAUGAUUCCAAAGUCUUGAUUGAUAAUGUUUCAGACAGUUCAUCCUUAAUUGAAGAGACAAAUGAGUGGCCUCUGGAAAGCUUUUGUGAAGAACUUUGCAAUGACCUUUUUAAUCCUUCCUGGGAGGUUCGACAUGGUGCAGGCACGGGACUUAGGGAAAUUCUGAAAGCUCAUGGGAGAAGUGGAGGUAAAAUGGGAGACAGCACUCUGGAAGAGAUGAUUCAGCAGCACCAGGAGUGGCUGGAGGACUUGGUCAUUAGACUCCUUUGUGUUUUUGCAUUAGACAGAUUUGGAGACUUUGUUUCUGAUGAAGUGGUGGCACCAGUUCGUGAAACCUGUGCUCAGACAUUAGGUGUGGUUUUAAAACAUAUGAAUGAAACAGGAGUUCAUAAGACUGUGGAUGUGCUGCUGAAAUUACUUACACAAGAACAAUGGGAAGUUAGACAUGGUGGUCUACUGGGAAUAAAAUAUGCAUUGGCAGUUCGUCAGGAUGUAAUUAAUACUUUACUGCCUAAAGUUUUAACUAGAAUAAUUGAAGGACUGCAGGACCUCGAUGACGAUGUCAGAGCUGUUGCCGCAGCAUCGUUGGUACCUGUAGUAGAAAGCCUUGUCUAUCUUCAGACUCAAAAGGUGCCCUUCAUUAUAAAUACAUUAUGGGAUGCUCUUCUGGAAUUAGAUGAUCUAACAGCUUCAACAAAUAGUAUUAUGACUCUUCUUUCAUCCUUAUUAACUUAUCCACAGGUCCAACAAUGCAGUAUUCAGCAGUCACUCACAGUUUUGGUUCCACGUGUCUGGCCUUUUUUGCAUCACACCAUAUCAUCUGUUCGAAGAGCAGCAUUGGAAACUCUGUUUACAUUGUUAUCCACACAGGACCAGAACUCUUCGUCUUGGCUUAUACCUAUUCUGCCUGAUAUGCUCCGACACAUUUUCCAAUUUUGUGUUUUAGAAAGCAGUCAAGAAAUUCUGGACCUUAUUCACAAGGUUUGGAUGGAACUGCUGAGCAAAGCAUCGGUGCAGUAUUUGGUAGCAGCUGCUUGUCCGUGGAUGGGUGCUUGGCUUUGCUUAAUGAUGCAGCCUUCUCAUUUACCAAUUGAUUUAAACAUGUUACUAGAAGUAAAAGCCAAAGCCAAGGAAAAAACAGGUGGUAAAGUGCGCCAAGGCCAAAGCCAAAGUAAAGAAGUACUUCAGGAAUACAUUGCAGGUGCAGACACCAUCAUGGAAGACCCAGCCACCAGAGAUUUUGUGGUCAUGCGUGCCAGAAUGAUGGCAGCCAAGUUACUAGGUGCACUUUGUUGCUGUAUUUGUGAUCCAGGUGUAAAUAUGGUAUCCCAAGAAAUUAAACCAGCUGAAUCUCUUGGCCAGUUACUACUCUUCCAUUUGAAUUCCAAAUCUGCACUGCAGAGGAUUAGUGUUGCUUUGGUAAUCUGUGAAUGGGCUGCUUUACAGAAGGAAUGUAAAGCAGUUACCCUAGCUGUGCAGCCACGUUUACUUGAUAUCCUUUCAGAACAUUUGUAUUAUGAUGAAAUUGCUGUUCCAUUCACACGAAUGCAGAAUGAAUGUAAACAGCUAAUAUCUUCAUUAGCUGAUGUACAUAUUGAAGUUGGUAAUAGAGUAAACAACAAUGUUUUAACAAUAGAUCAAGCUAAUGACCUGGUGACUACUGUUUUUAAUGAAGCCACGUCAUCUUUCAGUUUGAAUCCUCAAGUGUUACAACAGUUAGAUAGCAAACGACAGCAAGUCCACAUGGCAGUCACGGAGACCAGCCAGGAGUGGCAGGUGCUGCAGUUGAGAGUGCACACUUUCGCUGCAUGUGCCGUUGUGAGCUUACAGCAGCUUCCGGAGAAAUUGAAUCCUAUCAUAAAACCAUUAAUGGAGACAAUUAAGAAAGAAGAGAAUACGCUAGUUCAAAACUAUGCAGCUCAGAGCAUAGCCAAACUACUUGAGCAGUGCACAACAAGGACACCUUGUCCUAACUCAAAAAUCAUUAAAAACCUUUGUAGCUCACUUUGUGUGGACCCAUAUCUAACUCCUUGUGUCACAUGUCCGGUACCAACACAGAGUGGUCAGGAAAACUCCAGAGGCUCUAACUCAGAAAAAGAUGGAAUGCACCAUACUGUCACAAAGCACAGAGGUAUAAUUACGCUCUACAGGCAUCAGAAAGCUGCCUUUGCCAUCACAAGCAGAAGAGGUCCUACCCCCAAAGCAGUGAAAGCUCAAAUAGCAGACCUUCCUCCUGGGAGUGGUGGGAACAUCCUAAUUGAACUUGACGAGGCGCAGAAGCCUUACCUAGUACAACGAAGAGGAGCUGAAUUUGCCUUGACAACUAUUGUGAAGCAUUUUGGUGGUGAGAUGGCAAAGAAGUUGCCACAUCUUUGGGAUGCCAUGAUUGGUCCAUUGAGGAAUAUGAUUGACAUAAAUAAUUUUGACGGCAAGUCCCUUCUGGAAAGGGGAGAUGGCCCUGCUCAAGAACUGGUGAAUUCUCUGCAGGUUUUUGAGAUAGCAGCAGCUUCAAUGGAUUCUGAGCUUCAUCCCAUGUUGGUACAGCAUUUGCCUCAUCUUUAUAUGUGCCUUCAAUACCCCAGCACUGCAGUGAGACACAUGGCUGCUCGUUGUGUUGGUGUCAUGAGCAAAAUAGCUACCAUGGAAACAAUGAAUAUUUUUUUGGAGAAGGUUCUUCCAUGGCUUGGAGCGAUUGAUGACAAUGUCAAACAAGAGGGUGCAAUUGAAGCACUUGCCUGUGUAAUGGAGCAGCUGGACGUUGGCAUUGUGCCAUAUAUUGUCCUUUUAGUGGUGCCCGUCUUAGGAAGAAUGAGUGAUCAGACGGACAGCGUGAGAUUCAUGGCGACACAGUGCUUCGCAACGCUCAUCAGACUCAUGCCACUUGAGGCUGGCAUUCCAGACCCUCCAAAUAUGUCCGAAGAGUUAAUCCAAUUGAAAGCGAAAGAGCGACACUUUUUGGAGCAGUUGUUAGAUGGGAAAAAGCUAGAAAAUUAUAAAAUUCCAGUACCAAUCAAUGCUGAACUCAGAAAAUAUCAGCAGGACGGUGUGAACUGGUUAGCAUUUCUGAAUAAAUACAAGCUUCAUGGAAUUCUGUGCGAUGACAUGGGCUUAGGGAAGACUUUGCAGUCCAUCUGCAUCCUAGCGGGAGAUCAUUGUCACAGGGCCCAGGAAUAUGCGAGAUCAAAAUUGGCAGAAUGUAUGCCGCUUCCUUCCUUAGUGGUAUGUCCUCCAACACUAACAGGUCACUGGGUGGAUGAAGUAGGUAAAUUUUGCUCUAGAGAAUAUUUGAAUCCAUUGCAUUAUACCGGACCUCCUACAGAAAGAAUAAGGUUACAGCAUCAAGUAAAAAAGCACAAUCUGAUAGUGGCUUCUUAUGAUGUUGUGAGGAAUGACAUAGAUUUCUUUAGAAAUAUUAAAUUUAACUACUGCAUUCUUGAUGAAGGCCAUGUCAUCAAAAAUGGAAAAACAAAAUUAUCAAAAGCAGUAAAACAGUUGACUGCUAAUUACAGGAUUAUUCUGUCUGGAACACCAAUCCAGAACAAUGUUUUGGAGCUGUGGUCAUUAUUUGAUUUCCUCAUGCCAGGAUUUUUGGGUACUGAACGCCAGUUUGCUGCUCGAUAUGGUAAACCUAUAUUAGCAAGUAGGGAUGCUCGAAGCUCCAGUCGAGAACAAGAAGCAGGUGUUCUUGCAAUGGAUGCACUGCACCGCCAAGUACUUCCAUUUCUUUUAAGAAGAAUGAAAGAAGAUGUUUUACAGGAUCUUCCACCUAAAAUUAUUCAAGACUAUUACUGCACACUCAGUCCUCUCCAGAUUCAGCUCUAUGAAGAUUUUGCCAAGUCUCGUGCCAAGUGUGAUGUUGAUGAGACAGUUUCUUCUGCUACACUUUCUGAUGAAACUGAAAAGCCAAAGCUUAAAGCUACAGGCCAUGUUUUUCAGGCAUUACAGUACCUACGUAAGCUGUGUAACCAUCCAGCAUUAGUCUUAACAUCUCAGCAUCCAGAGUUCAAGAGCACCACUGAGAAGCUGGCAGCUCAGAAUUCUUCUCUUCAUGAUAUUCAACACGCACCUAAACUCUCAGCUUUGAAACAAUUGCUGUUGGACUGUGGUUUGGGAAAUGGUGGCACUUCAGAGAGUGGCACAGAAUCUGUCGUGGCCCAGCACAGGAUACUGAUCUUCUGUCAGCUUAAAAGCAUGCUUGACAUCGUGGAACAUGAUCUCCUCAAGCCGCACUUGCCUUCUGUCACUUACUUGAGAUUAGAUGGCAGCAUACCCCCUGGGCAGCGGCAUUCCAUCGUCUCCAGGUUCAACAAUGAUCCAUCUAUAGAUGUUCUGUUACUUACAACUCACGUUGGCGGCCUGGGGCUUAACCUGACGGGCGCCGACACAGUAGUGUUUGUGGAGCACGACUGGAACCCUAUGCGAGAUCUCCAAGCCAUGGACCGGGCACAUCGCAUUGGGCAGAAACGUGUGGUUAACGUAUAUCGACUGAUAACCAGAGGAACACUGGAAGAGAAGAUAAUGGGUUUACAGAAAUUCAAGAUGAACAUAGCAAAUACUGUUAUUAGUCAAGAGAACGCCAGUUUGCAGAGUAUGGGGACUGAUCAACUUCUGGAUUUGUUUACUCUUGAUAAGGAUGGCAAAACAGAAAAAGCUGACACCUCAACCUCCGGAAGAGCAAGCAUGAAGUCAGUUCUGGAAAACCUGAGUGAUCUGUGGGAUCAGGAGCAGUACGAGUCAGAGUACAGCCUGGAGAAUUUCCUGCAUUCUCUCAAAUAACUGUCAGCUACUGUAAAUGUAAUUGCUGCUAGUUCAGUCAUAUUUCUGCUGAUAUUCAGCAAUUUUUAAGUUUAUGGUGAACUUUUAGCUCAAUGUGUACAUAGACCUGAAUAUUCAGCAUACCGCUGGCUCGAGUUUCACUGGUGGGAACAAGUCAGUCUCAAAUAUUUGCACUGUAUUAAAUUUAAAUGUUAAUGUGAAGUGAUUGAAUUUUACAUGAAUAGCUGCAGAGCAGAGGAACCCAGUGAGGUUCCGCCAUGCUACCAGGGCUACCAGGAGGCGUCCCACCAGGAACAGGCCUGCCCUCUGACAGUCACGCUGUACAAUAGGAUCUCCAUGAGUACUUUAGUGUUCAUGUACAUUUUUUAAAAAAUAGAACUUGUUUUUAUAAUUGAUUAAAAUCAGGGCUUUUUUUGUAUGAAAGCCUUAAUGAGCCAUACUUUUAAAAAUACAAGAAUAAUGAUUAAAAUAUUGGUCAAUCUUAGGCAAUGAAUUGAACCAGGCCUUUGGUGAAAAUCUUUAUAUAUUUAAUGCAAAUGCAUAGUGUUUUUGAAACUUUAACAUCAUUUUGUCAACUUUUAAAAUAUAAUAACUAUUCUAAAUACUGGUACUGGUAUAUUUAAGGCUGCCGUAACAUCCUAUUAAGGGGGUGUUUUUCUUUUUAAAUUUAUAUAAUGGCUAGGAUUUAGCCAGAUUCAAAGAACUUAAGUACUCAAUAAGUUUCAAUCAUAUAUAUAUAAUAUAUAUAUUUUGUAACUAUGAACAUAUACAGUUUUCCAGAGUAGAUUUUACACUGUUUAGAAUUCCAAAACCUAUGGUGAAGACUGUUUAUUGUAGUAAUGCAUGACUGGAGCAUAAAAGGGAGAAGUAAUUCCUUUAUAUACACAAACAUACAUGAAUAUAUCCAUAUACACAAAUACCCUGCCUGUACCCAAAAAGAUACCCAGUAUUGGAGCGAAAAUCAUGUAGUUACACUGGGCAGCAAUAAUUGGACGUGAAACUGAUUUAGUGAUGAGGGCUGGUGUAUAUAGGUAUGCAUGUAUGUACAUGUAUAUAUAAUUUUCUAAAUUUCACAUAAAUUAAGACAUGCCUGUGUGCGUACAUAUGUAUGGGGUAUAUUUGUAUAUAAAUGUACAGGUAAUAAACAUACCUAAAGUUUGUGGCUGGCCAUACACAAAGGCUUUGGUUUAAAAACCAUCAGACCUCAGCUGUACAAUAUAGGUGUUUUGUUCUAAAUCAUUAGUUAUACCAUUCUGCAGCACUUAGACAUACCAACACUUGUCACAUUUCAGUAGCUUUGACAACCAUACUGUAACAUUAAACCUAGCAUUCCACAAGAAAAUAAAAUAAGACAAACUAUAAAA
Messenger RNA from Ochotona curzoniae (black-lipped pika), 7181 nucleotides. It is a transcript of the gene BTAF1, whose product is annotated as B-TFIID TATA-box binding protein associated factor 1. NCBI's taxonomy places the organism in Eukaryota, Metazoa, Chordata, Mammalia, Lagomorpha, Ochotonidae. The transcript is spliced from 38 exons. The record is from RefSeq and is a predicted model, not a curated record. Gene Ontology annotation, molecular function: DNA binding; TBP-class protein binding; ATP-dependent chromatin remodeler activity. The coding region runs from base 268 to 5817 and encodes 1849 amino acids.